Messenger RNA from Teleopsis dalmanni, 4349 nucleotides. RefSeq names its product neuroglian. Gene Ontology annotation, molecular function: cell-cell adhesion mediator activity. Lineage: Eukaryota; Metazoa; Arthropoda; Insecta; Diptera; Diopsidae. The coding region runs from base 193 to 3909 and encodes 1238 amino acids. The record is from RefSeq and is a predicted model, not a curated record. The transcript has 8 exons. Gene Ontology annotation, biological process: brain development; cell-cell adhesion.
UUCUCUAUUUCUCAGGUUUGCAUAAUGAAUGCAUAAAUUUUGUUUGGAUAAUUUGAUGCAUACAACGGCUUACGGAAGUAAAUAAAUUGUUGGCAUAUUUAAAAUCUAUACCGCUAGAAACAUUCCAUAUAUAAUAUAUUAUAUAUACUAAAGUUAUUAGUAUAUAGAAUUAACUAAAUAUAAAAACACAAGAUGAGGCGGCAGAUAUGUACGCUGACCGUCCUUUUGGUGGCCGUUUUAGGCAGUACCACAGCUUUAAUUAACUCACCGCCUCGCAUUAUUAAACAACCACCAACUGAUGAAUUACUAUUUAAAGUGGCACAACAAAGUAAAGAAAGUGAUAAACCAUUUAUAAUUGAAUGCGAAGCUGAAGGACAACCUGACCCAACUUACCGAUGGGUUAAGAACGGCAAAAAAUUUGAUUGGCAAGCAUACGAUAACCGAAUGCUACAACAACCAGGACGUGGUACUCUUGUGAUAACCUCGCCUAAAGAUGAAGAUUUGGGUCAAUAUCAAUGUUUCGCUGAAAAUGAAUUUGGUAUUGCCACUUCCAAUUCGGUAUUUGUGCGAAAAGCAGAAUUAAAUGCUUUCAAGGACGAAGCUGCUAAAACGCUUGAAGCAAACGAAGGUGAACCUUUCAACUUACAAUGUGAAGCACCUGAUGGUUGGCCAAAACCAAUUGUGAACUGGUUGAUACAACAAUCUGUCGAUGGAGGUAUCAAAUCCAUUAAUAAUUCUCGUAUGACUUUGGAUCCUGAGGGUACACUUUGGUUCUCAAACGUGACACGUGAUGACGCUUCAGAAGAUUUUUACUAUACAUGUUCAGCAACUUCAGUUUUCCGUAAUGAAUACAAAAUUGGCAAUAGGAUUUUACUCGAUGUUAAACAAACAGGCAUUAGCGCUUCCCAAAAUAAGUUUGCACCAAAGCGACAAUAUGUAACUCGUAAGAAUGAAGUGGCAUUACGUGGUAAAAGAGUUGAGUUGUACUGUAUAUUCGGUGGGACACCAUUACCGCAAACGGUUUGGCGAAAGAAUGGAGAACCGAUUAAAUGGAGUGAUCGAAUAACACAAGGUAAUUACGGUAAAUCUUUAGUUAUACGACAUGCCGUGUUUGAGGAUGUUGGCUCAUAUACUUGUGACGUUUCUAACGGUGUUGGAAAUGCUCAAUCAUAUUCAAUCAACUUGCAAAUUCUCGCCACUCCAUACUUCAAGAAGGAACCUGAGACACAAAAUGCUGCUGAAGAUGAAACUGUUGAAUUCCGUUGUGAAGCAGCUGGUAAUCCCGAUCCUACAAUUCAGUGGAUACACAAUGGCAAACCAAUUGGUCUUGCACCGCCAAAUCCUCGUCGCACAGUACAAAACAACCGCAUUAUUAUACGUGAUUUAGUUAAGAGCGAUACUGGCAAUUACGGUUGUAACGCUACAAAUUCGCUUGGAUAUGUUUACAAGGAUGUGUACUUGAAUGUGUUGGCAUUGCCUCCAGAAAUACAAGAACCUCCACGUAAGGAAGCUACUGUAGAUGGUAAAAAUAUAACAAUGCGCUGUCGAGUUUUUGGAGCACCUAAACCACAAGUUAAAUGGAUACGAAAUGGCUUAGAACUGACAGGCGGUCGUUACACAGUACUUCCAUCUGGAGAUUUAGAGGUGCAACAAGUUAGUUUCAGUGAUGAAGGCGCUUAUACUUGUUAUGCUGUGAAUAAAUUUGGUAGCAAAACUGCAAAUGGCUCACUGAUAGUAAAGGAACACACGCGCAUCACCCAAGAACCACAAAAUUAUGAAGUUGCUGCUGGUUCCUCUGCAACAUUUCGCUGUAAUGAAGCUCAUGAUGACACACUCGAUCUUGAAAUAGAAUGGCACAAAGAUGGUCAGGCAAUUGAUUUUGAGGCUGAAGCGCGGUUUGUAAAAACAAACGAUAAUUCUCUUACUAUCGCCAAAACUGUGGAAUUAGAUUCUGGUGAAUAUACUUGUGUCGCACGUACUGAACUCGACGAAGCAUCAGCUAAAGCCAAUUUAAUUGUACAAGAUGUGCCAAAUGCUCCACGACUAACUGGUAUACAUUGUAUGAAUGAUAAAGCAGAAAUAACCUGGGAGCCACAGGGAGAUAAUCGUUCACCCAUUUUACACUAUACAAUUCAGUUUAAUACUUCAUUCACACCUGCUUCUUGGGAUAUUGCUUAUGAAAAAGUACCACCAACAGAUGUGUCGUUUACAAUUGAUAUGUCUCCAUGGGCUAACUACACCUUCCGUGUUAUCGCUUAUAAUAGAAUAGGUGCAUCACCCCCAUCAGAACAUAGCGAACCUUGUUCCACAGAACCAGAUGUACCAUUCAAAAAUCCAGAUAAUGUUGUCGGUCAGGGUACUGAACCUGAUAAUCUUGUUAUAUCUUGGACUCCAAUGCCAGAAAUUGAACAUAAUGCACCAAAUUUUCAAUAUCGCGUGUCAUGGAAACGGGACAUACCAGCGCAACUUUGGGAGAACCGAAAUAUUUUUGAGUGGCAACAAAAUAACGUUGUGAUCACUAAUCAGCCAACAUUUGUGCGAUAUUUGAUUAAGGUAGUUGCCAUAAAUCAAAAAGGAGAAUCUAAUGUUGCUGCUGAAGAAAUAGUUGGAUAUUCAGGCGAAGAUCGUCCCUUGGAAGCACCAACAAACUUUAGUAUGAUUCAAGUAACAAGCGCAACAUCAGCAAUACUUGGCUGGAAUCCAGUGACACCCGAAUCUGUCCGAGGGCAUUUCAAAGGCUAUAAAAUCCAAACAUGGACUGAAGUUGAAGGAGAAGAAGCGCUACGUGAAAUACAUGUUAAAGGCGAUUCAAAUCAAGCAUUGGUAACGCAGUUCAAACCGGAUUCUAAAAAUUUUGCACGUGUGCUUGCUUAUAAUGGCCGAUUCAAUGGACCUCCUAGUGCAGUGAUUGAUUUCGAUACGCCUGAAGGUGUACCUUCACCAGUACAAUCUUUAGAAGCAUAUCCUUUGGGUUCAUCUGCAUUUUGGUUAACAUGGAAGAAACCAUUAAAUCCAAAUGGUAAGCUUACAGGUUAUAAAAUCUAUUACGAAGAGGUGAAGGGCAGCUAUGUUGGCGAACGACGUGAACACGAUCCACAUAUAACCGAUCCGCGCAUUACACGCAUGAAAAUGGCUGGUGUAAAGCCCAAUACAAAAUACAGGAUUUCAAUAACUGCUACAACUAAAAUGGGUGAAGGCACAGAACAUUUUAUUGAGCGUAGAACUUUAGCAGAAGACUCACAAGAACCGGCUGUGCCAGCAUUUGCUUGGCAACAAGAGCCAACUAAUAACGGUUUAGCUAAAUUCCGUAUAAAUUGGUUGCCAAAUACAUCUGGUCAUGCUGGUACACACUUCUAUACACAAUAUAGAAUUAAGGGCGAAACGGAAUGGACAGAUGCACCUCCAGAGAUAAAUAGAGACUAUCAGGAAAUAGCAGGUCUUAAUCGUGAUACUGUUUACGAAUUCCGUGUUGUUUCAGUAGACGGUCAUUACUCUACUGAAAGUGCUACACAAGAAAUCGAUACAAAUGGUGUAGAAGGACCCCUUAAAGUACCAAAUGAGAAUGAGAAUGUUGCAAAUGCUGGUUGGUUCAUUGGCAUGAUGCUGGCAUUAGCAUUUAUCAUUAUCUUAUUCAUCAUCAUUUGUAUUAUACGUCGUAAUCGUGGUGGCAAAUACGAUGUGCAUGACCGUGAAUUGGCUAACGGCAGACGCGACUAUCCGGAUGAAGGAGGUUUCCAUGAAUACUCACAACCAUUGGAUAAUAAGAGCGCUGGUCGCCAAUCCGUAAGUUCUAGUAACAAAGCCGGUGUGGAAAGCGAUACCGAUUCAAUGGCAGAAUAUGGUGAUGGUGAUACAGGCAUGAAUGAGGAUGGCUCAUUUAUAGGCCAAUAUGGACGUAAAGGACUUUAAAAUACUACAUAGCAUCGAAUCUAAGAAACACCAUAAACUCUACAGCAUUAAUAAAAAAAUAAGUUUAACUGCCAAUAAAUGUUUAUAAUGUAUGUUAUCUAUCACCAACGAAGCUUUCAAAAGUGCCACAACAAAUCUAAUUUCAAAAAUUUGUUGUUGUAAAUGCGCGGUUUAAAUUUAAACUUUUUUAAUUUUAGUUUUAAUUUGCUUAAAAUAUAAUUUUUAAUUUGUUUAGUUAUAUUGUUAAUUUUAAAUUCGUUUAUUAUUUUUUUAUGUCUUUUCUAUAUUCAUUUAUCAAGAAUCGUCUCUCUUUUUAUAUAUGCAUAAAUGUAGAUUUAUAAUUGUAAGUAAUAAACUUUUGUUUUUGUAAUAAUGUAAAUUAAACUCAAUGAUUAAGAUAUUUCGUACCUAUUCGUAUUAAAAAAAAGCAUUAUUAAAAG